AUGCUGGCUCCAGGUGCGACGAUGAACGACUCAACAACUACAAUUGAGCUGCAGAGUCGUCCAACCACCACGGACUCGCGGACAGAAAUCCUGUACGAGCGCAACAGGACCGCGUCUGGCGAGAAGCUUCCAGGCCCAGAGGCCGAGAGCCCCCCAGCGGAUCCUCCUGCUGAGGCUGAACCGUCUGGGCAGCAGAUUACUGGGAUCAAACUGUUUGCUAUUCUGGCAAGCGUUACAUUGUCCGCUUUUUUGAUGCUCCUUGAUGGCUCGAUAAUUGGCGUGGCUAUACCUAAUAUUACCAGUCAAUUCCAAUCAAUCCAUGAUGUCGGCUGGUACACUGCGGCAUACCAGCUGUCCAGUGCUGCACUGCAGCCCCUGUCCGGCAAGAUAUACACUUCCUACAACACGAAGUGGACGUAUCUUGUCUUCUUUGGUCUGUUUGAGCUAGGGUCUCUCAUCUGCGGUGUCGCCAACUCCUCGUCUACGCUGAUCGGAGGAAGAGCAGUGGCUGGCAUCGGAAGCUCAGGUCUGCUUAAUGGAGGAAUGACAAUUAUUGCCGGCGCUGUACCGCUGGAGAAACGGCCUGUCUAUACCGGAGUCUAUCUUGGAAUCUCCCAGCUUGGAAUCGUCUGCGGACCUCUCAUAGGAGGUGCUCUGACCCAGUAUACCACCUGGCGAUGGUGCUUCUAUAUCAACCUGCCUGUCGGCGCCGUCACCGCAAUCCUCCUCCUCUUGCUCCACGUCCCUGAACUCACUGAAAAGCCUCGAUUCUCACUCGACCUCGUGAAGAGAACAAUCCCCGAGCUCGAUCUUAUUGGGUUUACGCUGUUCGCGCCUGCUGCGAUCAUGGCUCUACUCGCCCUAUACUACGGCGGAAACGAGUUCCCCUGGGACAGUUCCCAGGUCAUCGGUCUGUUCGUCGGCGCUGGAGUAACCAUCACUGUAUUCGGAUUCUGGGAGAGAUAUAUGGGUGAUCGAGCGAUGAUUCCGCCCUCGAUGGUCAGUCACCAUAUUGUCUAUACCAGCGCCAUCAAUGGCGCGACCUUGGUGGCUUCCAUCCUCGUGGCCGCCCAGUAUCUGCCCAUCUAUUUCCAAGGUGUUCGGGGAUAUGGACCGGCUAUGAGUGGAGUGAAUACACUGCCGGGUAUUCUUAGCCAGCUGCUCACAGUCAUUGUGUCUGGAGGGUUGGUGCAGAAGCUUGGUUACUAUCUCCCGUUUGCAGCUGCUGGAAGCGCCAUCGGUGCAGUGGGAAACGGGCUCGUUACCAUGUUCGCACCGGACACUCCCACGGCCAAGUGGAUAGGCUAUCAAAUUGUGUUAGGAAGCGGUCGAGGCAUUGGAAUGCAGAUGGGAAUCAUUGCCAUCCAGAACCUCCUCCCGCCCGAGAAAAUUCCUGUGGGAAUUGCCUUUAUGAUUUUCUGUCAGAACUUCGCGGGGGCUAUUUUCGUCGUUGUCGGCGAGGUUAUCUUCACGCAGCAGUUGGUGAAGCAGAUUCUGGCACACGCACCGUCAGUCUCAGUAGAAGCUGCCCUUGCUGCUGGAGCGAGCGCGAGUUCUGUGCGCGCUCUGGUACCGGAUGGGAGUCCAGAGCUUGCAGGAGUGCUGCUAGCCUUCUCGAACAGUGUCGACAAGGUGUUCUACCUGCUCAUGGGUCUUUGCUUGGCUGGAUUUGUGGCUGCGUUCGGCAUGGGCUGGGUUGAUAUCAGGAAGAACGCAAAGAAGCCAGAGGCGGAGUCGGAGAAUCCCUGA
This is a messenger RNA of Aspergillus versicolor CBS 583.65, 1749 nucleotides long. RefSeq names its product MDR family MFS transporter. NCBI's taxonomy places the organism in Eukaryota, Fungi, Ascomycota, Eurotiomycetes, Eurotiales, Aspergillaceae. The transcript has 7 exons. Gene Ontology annotation, molecular function: transmembrane transporter activity. The record is from RefSeq and is a predicted model, not a curated record. Gene Ontology annotation, biological process: transmembrane transport. Bases 1 to 1749 code for a protein of 582 amino acids.